Molecule: messenger RNA, 783 nt
Organism: Zasmidium cellare ATCC 36951
Lineage: Eukaryota; Fungi; Ascomycota; Dothideomycetes; Mycosphaerellales; Mycosphaerellaceae
Exons: 1
Coding region: 1-783 (260 amino acids)
Source: RefSeq, a predicted model, not a curated record
AUGCCGGCAAAGCAGUGUACUGACGGUUCGGAUGAUACGUACAGAACUGGCACAGCAAGCCUCCACACCGCCCUCUCAAGACUUGGCUAUCGAGUAUAUCAUUUCUCCGAACUCGUGCGGAACGGCAGGCGAGAUAUGGAUCUCUUGCAUGAGGCUUUGGUACUCAAACACAGGCGUGACGGCGAUAAGGACGAAAGACAGCUGUAUGGACCACAGGAGUUCGAUAAGAUCUGGGGAAAGUAUGAUGCUGUUGGUGGUCUUCCUGGCUUUGCUUUCGUUGAUGAACUCGUGGCGUACUAUCCUCAGGCACAAUUUAUCAUGACUGAUCGGAAUGUCGACUCUUGGGCGCGUGCGAUGAGGGCGACUUGUCUGGUGGAGGUUGGCUCGUGGUCUUGGUACUUCCGAUCUUGGUACGAUAGCCAGCAUGCGAGCCCGCUCAGGCGACUCAUCCAGGCUUGGAUACACCAGCUCUGCCGUUCCGACUUUGGAGACGAACUGAGGGAGGCGUACAUCGAUCACGUCCAGCAUUGCCUCAAGAUCAUUCCCAAGGAAAAGCUGCUUAUAAUGAGAUUUGGACAGGAGUCCGAUUGGCAUGAUCUCUGCGACUUCUUGGGAAAGACAGUGCCUGAUAUGCCUUAUCCAGUCGUUGAUGAUGAGCUUGAAGUUCUUCAAACUCAAGGUCAAACAUGGCUUCCUCAGUCCAGAUUGGCCUUUGGAAAGGCGGUUGCAUUCGCGCUUGGAGCUGUCUUGACAGCCGCUUCAUGCUGGCUCCUCAUCGAAUGA